Folsomia candida is the source of this 3814-nucleotide messenger RNA. RefSeq lists its product as uncharacterized. The transcript is spliced from 9 exons. NCBI's taxonomy places the organism in Eukaryota, Metazoa, Arthropoda, Collembola, Entomobryomorpha, Isotomidae. The record is from RefSeq and is a predicted model, not a curated record. Bases 2140 to 3390 code for a protein of 416 amino acids.
UCGAAAAUUCAUGUUUAACAUGAAAACCUGAAAAUAUGCAAUGAUAUUUGGAAAUUCAAGUCGCACAUGAAAUUACUCAAAAUUUCAUGAUGAAUCAGAAAAUUUAAGUAGCAUUGACCUAAGUUGUAGUUUAAGGGAUUUUGUUUCAAUCUGCCAAUUCAGGACAAAUUUGUAUUAAUGAAUGUACCUAGUCUAAUCUUAAAAAGUGAUAGUAGAGUAGACGACCAUAUCUACUUGGUUUUAAGGAAUUCCAAAUUUCUUUAUAUUCCAGUGAAAAGCCAGUUAAAUUUCACGUAGAAAACAUGUAUUAGACUUGAAAAUAUAUUUCUCUUGUGACAAUGAAAAAUUGGUCACGAAAAAGAAAUCUGCAUCAAAAAUACUCACGGAACUAAUUGACAAAGUGUAUCAUUCCCGGGUCAGAAAUUUUUUUGUGAUCCUGCCGCAUAUAUGGGGCUAAGAACAAAGCUUUUCCUCGACUUUAAUCAAUAUUUGGUGGUGUUAUCGAUUUGGGUUCGAAAAUGCGAGGUCAAAUCUAAAAUGGAAAUGAAGUCAGAAAUAGAUUUCUUCGGCCAGUUUUGCACGAAUUUCGCUGUAUUUAUUUAUGUAGAGCCUUGCACAAAGGUCGGCGGGUUUCCACCCAAUAUGGACUGACUGAGGGUGUGUUCCAUCUUCACUAUGACGUUAAUCAAAUAUUUUUUAAAACUAUCUCCUCUCCAUAAUCGAGGAAAUUGGGCGGUUUUUGACCAAUUCCGCCGAUUCCCGCCAAAACCAUGAGUGCAACCCGAUAAGGUAACAUUCGACCCCCAUUUCGUAAUCAAUCCUAAGAAUAUUUAACAUAGAUUCUACUUUCUUUUUUGUGGAAAUAUGGUUCCAUCUUAAAGAAAUUCCCAUCGGUAAACGGGUUGUUGUGUUUUUAUUUUUUACCGUACCGCUAGGAGAGGAAGAUCGACUUAAUGACCUUAGCUUGGGUCUGGGAAAUCUGUAGCGCGUGACGCUUUCUACUCUAAAAGGCCUCCAUUUUAAGGUUAUUUUUCAGUGCUCAUUUGAUUCCUAAAGUUGAAAGGUCAUUUAUAUGGACAAAGUCUUCAGCGUGAAAGGUAGAUUUUGUGCUAUUCUGGCGUUCAAAGCUUCGGACAUCACUGUAGUCCUCCUUGACCUUGGACCACCGGAACCUUUAUAUCAUAGUUAGACCCUGUCUCUAGGGUUACUUUAAUAGUUUGGGCAACCAGAUCGUAGUUGUCCUUGAGUUGCUACACUACAUCUAACAUUGUGAAUUUUUCGUCUCUGAAAAACCUGGAAAAACAUUGCCGCGCGCGUGUGGUAAAGCUCCUCCAUCUUUUGACCUAUGGAGGCCAGGUAAAAGAGGUUCAUAACAGUGAUAGCAACUGAAUGUAUGUACAAACUGCAACUUACAUCUUAAUUUUAUGCUGACCGGUUCAAAAACUACGCUCUACUAUCACUUCUUAUGGGAAGACUAGGUAUAUAAAUUAGCGUGCAUUUAAGCAAUUGCUAACUUAUGCACAUUCAUUAAUACAAAUUUGUCCUGAAUUAUGAAUAUACACGUCUUGCAUACUCGCGUUUUGUUAACUCUGCUACACAUAUAAUUUGCCUUCAUAUGCAAUUAAUGUUGUUUGUCAUAUAUGUGCAGACCAGGCAUGUCAGAUAAAAUAACUGGGGGGUAAAAAAUAUGUUUGUGACUCAACGCCGCAAAACGGAUAUGUACAAUCUCCAUCCUCUUGCAGGACAGGGUUUAUAUCGUGUUUGUAUGUAUGUAUCUAUUCAAGAAGGUGCCCAUCUCAACACAUAAUAACGUUUUAUUAUAGGAAUGUAUGUAUCCUUAGCUGGGAAAUAUUACGUCUGACUCAAGUAUUUUUGUCAAAUUUCUCAAAAAAUAAACCACAAGUCUUGUUACAAGAUUUUUAGAUUUAUCUAUGUGCAUACGUAUGUAAUACAUACUAUGUAUAAUCCCAUAUUAUCCUCAUACAUUUGUAAAAAAAUAUAUGGAUAUAUAUAUGUACGUGUUAAAUUUGUAGGCAUCAAGCAGAUAAGUACUUAUCAGGCCUGCACGUGGAGAUACGUGAACAUGACGCAUAUUCCAGUCUGCUGUUGAAACGAGAUACAUAAAACGGGAUUACAAAAAUGGAACCAGGUGCAAGCAUGGGCUUAAUGGAAUCAAUUUUUUGGAAUGAUUUGUUGCUGGAAAAAAUAUUCUCUUCAAUGGAUCUGGAAACGAUUAAAAUAGUUCGUCUCGUUAACACACAAUGGGAAAGAGAAGCGAGGCCAAGAUUCGCCGAGAUUAGUGUGGUGUUAGUCCACCUUAAACACCACGCUGAUCGUGACGCUGUUCAAGUACAGUUGGACCUUAACAAGCAGCCUUUUCAUACUCUUGCAUUAAAUGAAGAUAUCAAACUAGCACUGAAUGAUCAACUAGCAUCUUUUCGAAAUUUCAAGUUGCAGUUUUCACUUUCUAGGGACACCAUAAGGAAUACUGAGAUGCUGCAAGAAGCGUAUUUUUAUCUGAACCAACUUAUUCAACACCUAUGGCGUCCGAAUGCAUCACUAAUUCAUUCCUUGUCGAUUCUAUUGACGAUUAAGUUUACAAAGAAAUUAAGCGAUCUGUUAACCUCAAUUAUUUCGGGGUGUAAUGCAUUUUCGCAUGUGGAAAUUGAUCCAAAAGGAUACGUGUGCACUGUCGACACCUCGCACCUGCCAAAGAUGUCGUGUCACACGUUGCGAAUUAGCCAUACUAAAUCCAGCUUCGAGGAUUUGACCCGCUUUUUUUCCAAUUUGGUCAACACGAAAAAAAUUGUUUUUGAUGACCCUUGGCUAGGCAAUUUGGACACUGUUGUUCGAGCCAUUGUUGAAAAUGGGGAACAAUUUGAAAACCUGGAGGAAAUUGACAUAAAAAUUAUGACGGAGCUUAAGCAAAUCCGAGCCCUCACAGAAAUGUGGGGGUUAAGAAGAUUGCGAGUACGAAGUGAGGAUGAGAAAGCAUCAGGAAAUGCGAUGACAGCUUUGGAAGAAUGCGUUACCAUACAUGCCACAACUUUAGAAUUUUUGCAUUUGGAUUUUGGUAAAACAGACGGCAUAACAGAUUUAUGUAGAUUUCAGACUUUAGAGUUCCCUAAAUUACAACGAUUUUACUUGAAAACAAAUAUCACUUUUGGAAUUGCGCUAGCAUGUAGCGUUGACAUUUUGGGCCUCAAGGAAUCGAUAAAGAAUGGAACCUUACGCAAGAGAUUUCCUUCCCUGAAAAGAGUUGAAGUUGUGGGACCAUACGAAACGGAUUUUCCUUGCUUGAUUCCCGUGAACAUUUCAGACUUAUUACCUAAAUAUGGCAUUCACGUUAGCGGAAAAUUACUGUCAUUCGGUGGAGUAACAGAUUUAUGAAGCCAAAUCGUAAUGAAGUAAAGUUGUAACUAUGUAUGUAGGUAAGCAAAUAGAAAGCAUCGUGUUAGUAUAUUUCUGGCCACCAACAACGUAACGUAACCUAAUAUUUAACAAUAAUUGUACACAAGCUAAUCUAUCGUCAAUUUCAUUAUCAUAUAAUUUAUUUGAUUAUACUGACAUUUGCUUCCAUACCUACAAGAAAUUACUUCAAAUUACAUGCGUUCGAAAGUACAUAUUUACGACAGUUAAACGUAUUAAUAUUUAUUUACUAUUGGCAAGUAUCUAUAUAUGCGUCCAUGUACAAUUUAUCCAUGAACGUGUUUUGCGAAAUAGUUAACUAACAAUGGAACCUUUUUUCAAGCUACACGAGAUAAGCUUAGUGACCUAUGCUAAAAAAUCAAGCUAAAAAUUAGAAAUGACGUGG